AUGGGCCAACUGCGUGGAAAAUGGCUGCAUUGGGCCGUAACAGCGGCAAGCUGCCAGGCCUUCCUUCUCCUGGGCUACGAUCAGGGAGUUAUGAGUGGACUGGUCGGAGCGGACAAUGAGUUUGGAAAACAAUUCGGUCACCCGAAUGAGAACAUGCAGGGCAUUCUAACAUCGAUCUAUGAUAUUGGCUGCGCGGUCGGCUGUCUUCUCGCCUUUGUCGUCGGCCAUCGGGUCGGUCGGAAGAAGAUGAUCAUGGCAGGAGGAGCCAUCAUGGUCAUUGGCACUAUCAUCCUCGGAUCGUCGUACGACAGGCCACAGUUUUUGGUUGGCAGAAUUGUGACUGGGUUCGGCAACGGUAUUAACAGCAGUACGGUUCCAACAUACCAGAGUGAAAUGGCGCGACCCGAACUUCGCGGUCGACUCCUCUCCGCACAGGGUACUGUGACCAUCGUGGGACUCUGCAUUGCAUACUGGCUGGACUAUGGGCUGAGCUUCGUCGACUCACCGGUGCAGUGGCGUUUCCCCAUCAGUUUUCAGGCAUUCUUUGCUGUCUGUCUGGUGCUACAAAUGAUCUCCCUUCCAGAUACCCCCCGUUGGCUGUGCGAACAAGAUCGAAGCGACGAAGCGGCGUCCGUCCUGGCGCGUCUUCAGCUUGAUCAGCCCGCAGAUGAAUCAACCCCCGAAGUCAUCCAGAUGCGUCGUCAGAUUGAAUCUGCUAUCGAGAUUGAGUCUGCCGGUGGACCGUUCAAGUACAGGGAGCUGCUUCAAGGUGGCAAGAUGCAGAACCUUCGCCGAAUGAUCCUUGCAGGCCUCGUGAACGUCCAACAGCAAUUCACAGGUUCCAACAUGAUUAACUACUAUGCCCCGAUCGUUUACCAGAAUGCCAUGAAGCUCUCUCGCAAUCUGUCCUUGAUCCUGGGAGGAUGCACGUCGCUGGCGUACCUGGUGGGAUCUAUUAUUCCUCUGUGGAGUAUGGAUCGCUUUGGUCGUCGAUCAUCCCUCAUGGUCUCGGCUGCUGGUCUCUGUGUGUGCUUUGUCUUAGCAGCGGUCCUGCUGUCGGUUGGUACCAAGCCAUACGCGUAUGCUGCAACCGUUUUUGUGUUCAUUUUCCAGCUCUCCUUGGGGUUUGGAUAUUUGCCUGUGCCAUGGUUUUACCCGAGUGAGAUCACGACAACCCGUAUUCGUGCUCGAGGCCAGGCCUUUGCAGGAUUUGUCAACUGGAUGUGUGUUUUCAUUGUUGUGCAAAUCACACCCACUGCAAUUCAUAACAUCGAGUGGAGGACGUUCAUCAUCUUUGCGUGCUUCUGUUUUGCUUGGAUCCCAAUGGUUUAUUUCUUCUUUCCCGAAACAAAGGGAUUGGAACUGGAAGACGUUGACUAUCUGUUCGAGAAGGGUGGCAUUACCGGAGGUGUCUUCAAGUCCCGCGGUCAUCCGGUCCACCCUGGCCACCACCGCACUGUGGACACUGACCGGAUCGAAAAGCCGACCGCAGUCGAGAUCGAAACAAUCCGUGGCGCUGACACUUACGUCUAA
Messenger RNA from Penicillium canariense, 1533 nucleotides. Its product is annotated as sugar porter family MFS transporter. The record is from RefSeq and is a predicted model, not a curated record. The coding region runs from base 1 to 1533 and encodes 510 amino acids. NCBI's taxonomy places the organism in Eukaryota, Fungi, Ascomycota, Eurotiomycetes, Eurotiales, Aspergillaceae. The transcript has 8 exons. Gene Ontology annotation, molecular function: carbohydrate:proton symporter activity. Gene Ontology annotation, cellular component: membrane. Gene Ontology annotation, biological process: carbohydrate transport; transmembrane transport.